Molecule: messenger RNA, 1952 nt
Organism: Austrofundulus limnaeus
Lineage: Eukaryota; Metazoa; Chordata; Actinopteri; Cyprinodontiformes; Rivulidae
Product: myelin-oligodendrocyte glycoprotein
Exons: 5
Coding region: 75-770 (231 amino acids)
Biological process (GO): regulation of cytokine production; T cell receptor signaling pathway
Cellular component (GO): external side of plasma membrane
Molecular function (GO): signaling receptor binding
Source: RefSeq, a predicted model, not a curated record
CCUCACUUCCGCAGCAGCGCCGUCAUCUGCUGCAGCAACGCUGCGUUUACACUGCGGUGCAGUUGUGAGUUAAGAUGAACAUCAUGGAUUUCAUUUUAAAUCUUCCUUCUGUCGCUGUUCACUUCACCUCGCCUCUGUUAUUGGUGUUUUUAGUCCAGACCUCCGCUGCAGGUCCGUUUCAGGUGAUUGGAUCUCCUUUACCAAUUGUGGUGGCUCCAGGUGAUGACAUCAUCCUGCCGUGCCAUGUGGAGCCUCCGUGUGACGUGGUGGACCUGACAGUGGAGUGGUCAAAGCCUGAGCUCAGGACCGACCCCAACGAUCGGCUUAGGCGAGCAAAAUACGUGCACCUCUACCGGGACAACCGUGAAGUUCCGGAUAUGAAGAUGUCAUCAUACGUCGGGAGGACGUCACUGUUUGUUGACGACUUGAAGCAAGGCAACAUCUCACUCAGGGUCACCAAUGUGACGCAGGAAGAUGAGGGUCAAUACAGAUGUUUCAUCCCAAAGCUAAAGGGAAUACAGUCUUCUGUUGUYCAGCUUAUUGUUGAGCAAAACUUUGAUCAAACCGCAUCCACAGAGACACCUUUCAAUCCCAUCAAUCUGCAAACUCCUGAACCAUUGGAGGAGAGAAAUCUUGAAGGUGCUUUGUCCUCACAGUCCAGACUAAUUCUACUUUCAGCUGUCUUAGUCGUGGCUUUCAGUAUUGGAGUCGGAGGAUAUUUAUACUUUAGGUACAGAUGUAAAAAAACAGUGCCCUUGAGAGAAAUCUAGAAGAAAUGCAACAAAUGCUUUCUCAUUCGGAUUCUACAAAUUAAUUUGAGGAUUCAGAGUUGACUUGCUGUGAAAGAUCUGMGAAGCUGUGGAUGAUGAUGGAAAGACACAAAGUCAGAACAUCUGUGUCGGAAUCUGGGAUCAAAGAAAAAUAGAAACUUUUUUUCACCAGUGUUCUGUGGAAUGUGUGCAGCAUCAAAAAAGAACCACUUUUCUCCUUCAAAUCUUUAAGUUGUGUUUAAUGCGGCUUUUGGGGGCAGCACGAUAGCUCAGUAUUGAUGCCUCACAGCAAGAAGCUCCUGGGUUUGAUAUCCGGUUUGGACCUAUAGGCUGUGCAGAGUUUGCAUGUUGUCCUCGUGCAUGCGUGGGUUUUCCCCARGUACUCUGGUUUCCCCCACAGACCAAAAACAUGUACAAUAGGCUGGUUUCAGACCCAGGCCUCCCUUGCAAAAGAGAUCUGUGAUCUCAAUGUGAUUUACCUGAUUAAAUAGUCUGAAGAUGUGGUUUAUUUCAUUAUGGUACUUCAGAAUCUCUUUACUCCAAAAUAGAAAGUACCAAGCAGAAUGCAGCUGUCUCAGUGAGUCAUUUCUACCAGCAGUGGGAAACCAGCUGAUUUAUUUAAAGGUCUGAGUGCUGUUUAGGAGAAGCAGCCUGCAUGAACUUGAUCCCAGCUCUAUCAAUGUCAACCUUAUUGACUUUUGUACUCAAAUGAUGGAAAAGAAAAUGACUCCUCAUAUCACAUUUAAAUUUCUCUUUGGCUGCUGUUUGUAACUUUUUGGCUGUAUGAUUUUGUGUUUUAAAAAUUUUAGAAAAAGCUGGUUGRAUAAUUUUCUUCUGUGAUCUAAGGCUACCUCCUGAUGUCUUUGCACUUUAAACCACAUUAUGAGCUGUAAUGCAUCUCUAAAUGGCACAGAAUGUCAGUGAUUGUAUCACUCCCUCAAUAAUGUUAUGCUGAACUAUGAAUGUCUGUAUUACUUUUGUAUGGGAGUUAUCUCAGGGUAAACUACAAAAAUAAAAAAUAACAAAUACAAAUUAUUAAAGCUGCUGGAAAGUUUGUAAUAGUACUUGAUGGGAGGGGAAAACCCAGAAAAACCUGUCUGAUGUGCUUCAAGUAAAACACCAAGAAUGCAUGAGAGUGGAGAUUUGUCAAAUGUACAAGAAAAUAAAAGAACUAGUAACUAC